AUGCAAACUCAGCGUGAUGGUACUUUGCCUCCUGCCGUGACUCCAUCCUCCCGAUUUAUUGAAUCCGGCUUUGGGCCUGGAAUUUGGCCUUUAAGAGAGAGACUUGCUUUGGCAACAUCUUUGCGGGAUUCUAAUAAUCAGCAGCUCACUUGGCAUGCGGUUAGUAGACGUCUUCUUGAGUUCACUCCCUUGGGAAGACCACCCACCUGGUGCUCCUCCCGUGCUUGUGCUAAACAGUACGCCCUUUUGUUGGAUUCCGCUGAGAUGAUAAGGAAAGAAAAACAAAUGGAGACUUAUAUCGCUGAGCGUAGAAUAGCGGCUGGCGGGUUUGUCAAUGCAAAUGAUGCUUACAUGCCUAAGCCCAUAUGGAAUUCAUCAAGCUUAGAUGACUAUAUAAUUAAGCGUCUUACUUCUGAACGUGUUGAAGAGUUACGGUCUUCAAUUAAACGAGUGAAAGUGGAACACGAAUCACUGAAGAAGAAAUUAGAAGCGUUGAGGUCAAGAUGUUAUAGUGAUGAAGAGAUUUUAGAGCUGUGGAAUCGAAUACAAAGAAUUGAUGAUGACGAGCCUCCAAAUGAUAUUUUUUCUUCACCAGAUCCCUCGGUCAAAGUCCCAGAAGAGAGUAGCUCACGAAAUUCUGAAAUUGAUCGAUUCAUUUACGAAAUUAAAAGUCUUUCGACAAGUUCCAGGAUCCCAGAAACGACCUGGGCCUUUUCCAAUUGCUCCUUAGCAUCUGUGAAUGGCAGGAGCUCUUCUAAUUCCUUAAAUCCGUUAUCCACUCUUGAAGGAUCCAGAAAUCGUCAAACUCAACACUCAAAACAAAAAGGACAAAGAUCUUCUUUAAUAGGUCACUCAAAGUCUCUGCCACAUCAUUAUCAGCAGCUGCAUGGAGUUUCCGCCACAACAGUGGCUAAUAAUCUCUUGAUGCAAGCAAAACGUCGUUGUCAGCAACACCAGCAUAAAAAAUCCAAUUCCCAAGAUGUAAUGGCAUCUAGUCCCGCUUCUUCAAUCUCAGUAGAUCACCCAAGAGUUGCCGCAGCUGCUGCCAAAGCUGCAGAUGCCGCUCGCCGCCGAUAUCUUGCAGCCGCUGCCUAUCGUCUUGCUAGUCGCUUUCCGAGGCGUCGAGGUCGGCCUAGUAAGAAGGAGAUGCUAGGAAAGCAGCGUGCUGAGAGGGCUUAUUAUAAAGAGGCUGAAGAAGAAGCAAAAAAGGCUGCCGCACUCGCUGCCAGCGCUGCUAUCGUUGUAUAG
Molecule: messenger RNA, 1248 nt
Organism: Protopolystoma xenopodis
Lineage: Eukaryota; Metazoa; Platyhelminthes; Monogenea; Polystomatidea; Polystomatidae
Source: the annotation of a GenBank genome assembly